UAUAAACAGCUCAUCACCGAUGUGUUGCACAAACAAGAUCACAAGGAAGUUAAGCUCCCGAGAAAUGCGCAGCGAUUCAGGGUUGCAGACUUCUGUAUCGAUAACGGUGACCUUAAAAUGUUGUGCGGAAAUGCAGCAGUAAGAGUGGUACCGAAGUCAAAACGGAGAGCUGUGUUUGAGGAAGCCCAUGGGUGGUGCAAUGGCGGUGCACCUCAAUGGGACGGAAGUUGUAUCGUCAGCUUAAAAGAUAGGUAUUUUGGGAAGGUAUGGAGACCGAUAUCACAAAAAUGCCUGAAUAUGUGUGAACGUGUACCAACGCGAAACGAGCGUGUACGUAGAGAUUGUGGGUGUAUGACGUGUGUGGUGGAGUACGGAUUAACUGAGAGAGGCAACAAAUAUGCGUUAGUGGUCAUAGAUCACUUUUCGAAAUUUGUAGGCGCCUAUCCUAUUCCAAACAAGUCCGCCGAGACGGUGACUCGCGCGUUCUUUGAAAGAUGGAUAUGCGACGGAUGCAGGUGGCCUAAGCAGAUACACUCAGAUCAGGGCCCUGAGUUCAUCAAUUCAGUGUUUUGGUACGAACAGAUUGGCUAUUGGAACGCUAACAAGAAUGCUGCGGAAGAAAACUAUAAUUCCAGCCUGAUUGGGACUUUGCUGUUACCGAUGGUAGUCUUUGCUUAUAACUCUUCUCCACAUGAUGCUAUAGGAGAGAGUCCGUUCUAUUUACUGCAUGCGUUCGAUCCCAACUGCCCAUCAAACCACGAGCUCCUGGCAGGCAUUCAGUUGGCGCAAGAGUGCACCAAAGCGCUCAAUGACAAAUACAAAACGCACAUGAAAAAUGAAUAUGAUAAGAGGAACAAGAUUGAUGUGGAUAAAUUGCCAAAAGUAGGAGACAGGGUGUUCCUAAAGCUUCCAAGAGAAAAAGCUGGUAAGAAAUACCCAAAGUUAAGUGAACCUUGGGGAGGGCCAUACCGCGUUAUCGAGACCAGCGAAAAUUCAGCGCUAAUAUCUAAUAUCAAUGAGAAGGAGGAGCCCAUUCGAAUUCCAUUUGAUGCACUGAUCGUAGUUCCGAUUGAAGUUGAAAACUCAGUAAGAACAACCAGAACAAAAAGAAAGAGGCGGCGCCAAGCGAAUAGUAAUCACGUUGUUUGCAGGGCUACAGCGGAUGGUGUCGACACAAGCCCACUUGGUUUGUUCUUCCGCUGCCCAGGGAGACAUGGUCAAGAAGGCGAUGGAUGCAGAUAUUCGUGCUCGAUUCAAGAGAAAACGUUCAAGGAUGUGGUGCCGAACGCCUCAGAAGCGAUAGCAAAUCUCCGUUUUGAUACGAUAUUUAGCCUUGCCAGAUUGUUGUCCAUAUAUGACCAUGAGAGGAAUGAGGAACGGAAGCGUUUCCUCAUGCUAGACCAAAAACACUUUAGCAUCAGCAUCACUGGAGUGCAAAAGGCCUACUUGUUUUACAAGAAGUUUUGUGACCACGUUUUUCGGUCGUUGAUCCUCUACGACGGGUCCUCUCUUUGUCUCGCCCACGACGGUGGCACAGGCUGGCCGAUGGACCAACUCAACCAAGCAACCAACGAGGCCGUUCGAUAUGCACAGGCAAACAACUGGGACGAAGUGAAUCGAAAUGAACCGAAUAAGACGCUGCUAAUCCUACCGGACAGUAGAGACGAGAACGUGGAGCGCAGACUGUAUACCAGACUCAGUGAGAUUUCAGGAUUUCUGGAGAGAGCAGUCGCCCGGACUUGUGUAUUAGUGGGCCCGACGACAGAUGAGCCCCUUCCUAAACGCGACUGGUGCAAACUCGCCUCAUCACUAGCCGCGGCAGCUCGUACGGGCAUUAAGGUGUUAGCUGUUGCUCCUCCUAGAGGAGAUAACUCGUACAUGCGAAACAGACUGAUA
Ostertagia ostertagi is the source of this 1896-nucleotide messenger RNA. NCBI's taxonomy places the organism in Eukaryota, Metazoa, Nematoda, Chromadorea, Rhabditida, Trichostrongylidae. The record is from the annotation of a GenBank genome assembly.